Messenger RNA from Knipowitschia caucasica, 615 nucleotides. Lineage: Eukaryota; Metazoa; Chordata; Actinopteri; Gobiiformes; Gobiidae. The record is from the annotation of a GenBank genome assembly.
AUGGCGGCGGAUGGAGGGUUCGGUGAAGCUGUGGACGGGACUGGGACAGAGGGACUGAGUUCCGCGGGCGACCGAGUAGGAGAGUCCGAGAGUGACGGCCUGAGCCCCGGGGCCAUGCUACUGCAAGCGGCCGUGGUGUUGGCGGUGGUCGCGCUGUGUGUCGCGCUGUACAGACGCGUCAGGACGCGGUGUAGCGCGGUGCUCUGUGCAGAACAGGCCGCUCCGCUUCCCAAACUGCGGAGACGGGACUUCACGUUAGACCAGCUGCGGGAGUAUGACGGUCUGCAGGCCCCGAGGAUCCUCAUGGCGGUCAACAUGAAGGUGUUCGACGUAACCAGUGGAAAGAAAUUCUACGGGAAAGAUGGUCCAUAUGGGGUCUUUGCCGGCAGAGACGCCUCUCGGGGGUUGGCCACGUUCUGUUUGGAGAAAGGAGCUUUAAGAGAAGAGUACGACGACCUGAGCGACCUGAGCGCUGUCCAGAUGGAGAGUGUGCGGGAGUGGGAGAUGCAGUUCAUGGAAAAGUACGACUAUGUGGGACGACUGCUGAAGCCCGGAGACGAGCCGUCUGAGUACACAGACGAGGAGGACAUCAAGGACCAUCUGAAGCACGACUGA